AAAGACAGCUGCGCGUGAACAGCAGUUGGAAAGUGCGCGAGGAACAUCAGAUAUUCCAACUGACAACAACAAACGACAUUCUCAUUAACAUAUUUAUUACUUUACAAAUUUAGACAUAUUUCGUUGUAUUUAACACAUAACUGGCGUCGUAAUGAGUCUGAUACUAGAGUCAUCAUUCAGCAUUGAAGAUAUUAUAAAGACACCAAAAAGCCCAGGCAAGCGAACAGAACCGAGACCAGUGGAGCUGUUAAUCAAACUCAGGAAUCUGCAACAAGCCAAGAAAAGCCUUGAAGAUGAGGUGAAGGAAACCAAACUCUUCAUAUGUGCUAGAAAGGAGGAGGAAGAUACCUUAACUGCUGAAGCCUUACAGUUAGAGGGAACAUUAAAUGAAAAGGAAGAGUUAAAUAGAUCUAUGCAGCUCAAAUGUGAGGACAUCCAACUAGAGGCACAAAGGCAGCUUGAGCAGAACCAUCAGAAAGAGGAACUGGUAAAGCAGUACUGCUUUCAGAUCCAGGAGACGAAACUAAAGCACAGAAAGAUUCGAAUGAAGUUUGAGAAUCAGCUUCAGCAGUUAACGGAGCAGCAUAAAAACCUGUCUACUGUCUUUACUCCGGAAAGACUUCCAGCCGAAAUACAGUCUGCUGAAUACACCACUGAGCAGCUGCUGAAGGCUGAGCAACAGAAGCGGGAGCAGUUGACCAAGCUGCUGGACGGGUUAAGCCACACCCAGCAUGCAGAGAUGCACAUGGACACUUAUGAAAAAGCACCAUGAAUGUCUCACACAUUUCGCAAACUUGAGUUGAGUCCCUAUUGUAUUCCAACAAA
Messenger RNA from Rhinichthys klamathensis goyatoka, 825 nucleotides. RefSeq lists its product as uncharacterized. The transcript has 10 exons. Gene Ontology annotation, cellular component: synaptonemal complex. Gene Ontology annotation, biological process: synaptonemal complex assembly. The coding region runs from base 152 to 772 and encodes 206 amino acids. The record is from RefSeq and is a predicted model, not a curated record. NCBI's taxonomy places the organism in Eukaryota, Metazoa, Chordata, Actinopteri, Cypriniformes, Leuciscidae.